UUAUUUGAAAUGAUAAUGAAUAAAAACUAUUAACUAUUUUUUAUUUAUGCAAAAUAUAUGAAGAUGCGAGCUAUUUUCGUCGACUUUAAUAAGUCUAUUUUUUUUUUUAGAAUAAGCAGUGAUGUAAUGAUCGAACAACGGACGCGUGCAAAAUAAAAUAUGCGAUACGUCCGUAUGAAUGAAAUGUAUCGGGCAAAAAUUGGGGUGCUACACUUACUUACAAUGAUGGAUUUCAAAUCUUUUAUUUUUCUCAUACUACUGUCUGGCGUGGUUCUCAUAUCUGUAGUUGUGGCUGAUGAACCAGAUCCUGAUCCACCAAGUCCAAAGAAAAACGUCAAUGAAGACCUUAAGGGAUGUUUCAAUCGUGAAAAAGGUGGGAGGAAGAUGAUUUUGGUUCCACUUCAUGAUGAAAACUGCAAGGAAAACAUAGGCGCAGAAUAUGGUGAUAACAUAUUUGGUGAAAUUGGCGACGGUGGCGUUCAAGGAAGAGAUAAUAUAGAUGGUAUAGGGAAAGGUGGACGUGUUAAUGAUGGAAUAGAUCAUGGUGGUGGAAAAAGUGGUAGCGGAGGAGAUUAUGGAGAUGGAACUGGAGUAGGAGAUGGAGAAAGUGUUGGAAGCAGAGAUUACAGUAAUGGAAGAAGUGGAGAAAACGUCAAUACAAGUGGCGGAGGUGGUGGAAGCGAAGGAGGAGGCGGAGGAUAUUAGUGCAAUGGUAAAUGAGACUUCUAUGAUUUAUGACAAAUAUAAAAAGAGAAUAUACGCUCUCUUCAAGUUUCUUUAUCCUUAAGUGUAUGUCAUAAUUAUAGUAUUGUCUCUCUUUAUGUAUAGUACAUGAAUUAUGAAUAAUAAAA
Messenger RNA from Vicia villosa (hairy vetch), 851 nucleotides. RefSeq names its product putative glycine-rich cell wall structural protein 1. The record is from RefSeq and is a predicted model, not a curated record. The coding region runs from base 160 to 705 and encodes 181 amino acids. The transcript has 3 exons. Lineage: Eukaryota; Viridiplantae; Streptophyta; Magnoliopsida; Fabales; Fabaceae.